AUGGAAAACACAGUCGGAAGGAGACCAAAAUGUACAAUUAUGCAACAUACAUGCAAGAUUUGCGGGGCACCAGCUCAAUAUUCGUACUUUGGUACAAUUUCAUGUCGCGCUUGUAAGAUUUUCUUCAAAAGAAAUGCUGAGCACGGACAAGAAACGCUGAAAUGUUUAUUCGACAGACAUUGUGAAAUCGAUCAGAAUAAUCGGCAUGUCUGUUCAUUUUGUCGACUGAGGAAAUGCUUUCUCAGUGGCAUGCAAAUCGAGAAGAUCCGUUGUGCGUUAUCAAAAGUCAACCAAAAAAGAAACAAAACAUCCAUCCCUAUGGUAACUCCCACGCAAUCAACUCGACCAAUUUUAACCGUUGAACAAUGGAAGCUGCUUUCUGACUUAUCCUAUUGUUAUGAUGAGCAUAGUCAAAUAUCUAUAUGUGAACGAUAUGUAUCUCUACAAAGUACUUUACCUUUGAAAUUACGUUUUAAAUCUGCAUCAAUGAUUGAAUUGUUUCAAACGUUAAUGAACGGCUGUCAAUUGUUAUACACAAACAAUCGAGAUUUGUGUUCGUUAUCGUUCAAUGACCGUUCUGUCUUACUUCGCAACACAUUCAGACAUGUCGAAUGUAUUUCGACGAACUUCAUUCUGAAUCGAAUCGAACUAACAAAUUGUCCGGCGUAUUACAAUACACUAGAAACGAUUAUUCAUCCGAAUGUUAUACCCAUAGCGAAAUUGAUCGCCAAUCGAUGUGGUUUCGAUACGAUUGUUAUGAAAUUAUUUCUUGCUAUUCUUUCGUUUUCGACCAUCAACUUGACAGUUUAUGAUACGAAUACCUCCGCAAAAAAUCUGUCCGAUAUUAAACAAGUUUUACAUAUUCAAGAUGCGUACAUAGAAUUGACAUGGCGAUAUUUAAUUUACAAAUACGAUGCGAGACGAUCGAUUCUGUGCUUUUCUGAUCUCAUCAGAUGUUUCUUUGCUGUAAAUAAUAGUGUAAUGAAGACAUCUGACAUUCAAUGGUUGACGGAUGCAAUAAAUUAUGUGGUGAAUCAAACGGAAGAAACUAUACUUUACAAGCGAUAA
Messenger RNA from Adineta ricciae, 1068 nucleotides. Lineage: Eukaryota; Metazoa; Rotifera; Eurotatoria; Adinetida; Adinetidae. The record is from the annotation of a GenBank genome assembly.